Rosa rugosa (rugosa rose) is the source of this 969-nucleotide messenger RNA. RefSeq lists its product as uncharacterized. NCBI's taxonomy places the organism in Eukaryota, Viridiplantae, Streptophyta, Magnoliopsida, Rosales, Rosaceae. The transcript is spliced from 2 exons. The coding region runs from base 133 to 969 and encodes 278 amino acids. The record is from RefSeq and is a predicted model, not a curated record.
GAAGGGGUUUUUGAUUAAGAUGACAGUGAGGAAGUCAGUUCUGGUGAAGAUGGCAGUGAGGAUGAUGACUAUGACCCCCAGGCCAAUGAUGAGGAGUAUGAACAGUAUGGUGAUGAGGACAAUGAGGAUUGGAUGGAAGGAGUUGUGCAUGAAGAAGCUACACAAAGAGCACCUAAGGCUGGUGUAAAGCUUACUAGUAGUCAAAGGGAAAGUGAGCAAGAAAAUGUGACUGAGUUUGAAGAUAAUGAGGCCAUGUUUGGUUUUCAAGAUUCUGAUGAUGAGAAUUUGGGUUUUACCAUAAAUUCCGAUGGGGAGCUUGAAGAUGAAGGACUGGAAUUCAAUCCCAAAUCCGACAUGAAGAAACCAGAAUUUAAACUAAAACAGAAGUUUGCCACAGUUCAAGUAUUGAGAGAUGCAUUGAGGGAGCAUGCUAUUCAAGGUGGAUGGGAAUAUAUCUUCAUCAAGAAUGAUAAGACAAGGCUGCGGGUUGUAUGCAAGGAGGACAAUUGUCCCUUCUUUCUGUUUGCUUCCAAAAUGCAGCAUGAGAGCACUCUCAUGAUCAAGGGAUAUGAUGGUACACACAAGUGCACAAGAAAAUUUAACAAUAGCAUGGUGAAGCUUAGAUAUUUGACAGCAAAGUUUAAGGACCAGAUUGUGGUUAAUGAAAGUGUGAAGCCAGAAUCUCUUGCAAAAACAAUGUCCUCAACCAUUCGAGCAAGGGUUUCCAACUCAAUGGCAUAUAAAGCUAAAAGGCAAGCUCUGUUGGAAUAUGAGGGAAGCAUUCGAGAGCAAUAUGCAAGGCUUUGUGAUUAUGGCAGGGAGCUUCAGAGGGUUGAUCCAGCAACCUCUAUUGAUAUUAAGUGUAGUUUUCCUAAGGGUAGCAAGAGGCCAGUUUUUAAACGGAUGUAUAUUUGCUUGGGAGCUCUAAAAAUGGCUUCAAGGCUGGAUGCAGAUCUGUCAUUGGACUAG